AUGGCUGCAGCAGCAGAAAACUGGGUUAAGUCCUGCGAGAUUUGCGCAACAAAUGGUAGACCAGAAAAGCCGACACCAAUGAAAAGAAUAUUCGCUCCACAAGCAGUGUGGGACACUAUAGCAUUGGAUUUUAACGGACCGUAUAUGAAAUACAAUGGAAUCUCCAUUCUGGUACUCGUAGAUUAUCGAUCUAGAUACCUUAUGGCACAUCCAGUCAAAACCACAAAAUUCGAGCAUACGAGAAAUGUUUUAGAGGAAAUAUUUGCGAGGGAAGGAUUUCCCAGGAUUAUUCGAUCGGAUAAUGGACCCCCCUUCAAUGGAGAGGAAUACGCGGCCUAUUGUGCACAAAGGGGUAUCCAAACCAUUUAUUCGACGCCGCUUUUCCCUCAACAAAACGGAUUGGUGGAAAACUACAUGAAAUUGAUCAAUCGGGCAAUGUCAACUGCUGCUAGUGGCAACAAGAACUUUAUUUAUGAAUUACGUGCCGUUGUUAAUGCCCACAAUGCUGCAAAUCAUACAGUUACCGGUUUUCCACCUGAAGAAGUUUUCCUGGGAAGAAAAAUCAAACGCCGUUUACCACUACUGACUUACAAGAGGGCAGAUUUUAGCGACGAUGUUCUUAACAAACGAGAUAAGGAAGCAAAACUGCGAGGAAAACAACAAGAAGAUGCUCGUAGAGGUGCUCGGAAAUAUAACGUAAAACCAGGUGACAGCGUUAUCAUUGAACGAACGAAUCGAGGCAAAGGGGACACAAGAUUUGCACCACAUCGAUAUACAGUUGUGCGGGAAAACAACGGAAAUCUCGUACUCAGUAGCAACGGGCAGAUCCUAAGACGGCACGUCUCUCAGGUUAAAAAAGUAUUCGAAUGGCGGCAUAACUUUAAUCAUCCAGCAGAGGAAAUUAAAAAACGUCCAAUGCGAGAGAAAAGAACACCAGAAUAUUUGACAGAUUUUGUUCACUAA
This is a messenger RNA of Malaya genurostris, 963 nucleotides long. RefSeq lists its product as uncharacterized. Bases 1 to 963 code for a protein of 320 amino acids. NCBI's taxonomy places the organism in Eukaryota, Metazoa, Arthropoda, Insecta, Diptera, Culicidae. Gene Ontology annotation, molecular function: nucleic acid binding. Gene Ontology annotation, biological process: DNA integration. The record is from RefSeq and is a predicted model, not a curated record. The transcript has a single exon.